GUCACCAACUGCCCGGCUAGCUCCACGGCUAUCAAGACCUCCCUCGUUGCUAUCUCUACCACUAGCUUCGCUGCUACGGAGACUGCUGCUGUUCCUGCUGGCUCUGCUCCGGCUGGCUCUGCUCCCGUUCCCGCUGGUUCCGCCCCUGUCCCCGCUGGCUCUGCCCCCGUCCCCGCUGGCUCCGCCCCGGCCACCUCCGACAUCUCCGGCGAGACCUCCGCCCCCGCAGCCUCUGGCCCCGCGCCCUCUGCCCCGGCCGGCUCUGCCCCCGUCCCUGCUGGCUCCGCUCCUGCCUCUGGCGUCUCCGGCGAGACCUCUGCUCCUGCUGCUGGUCCCGAGACUGUCUACGCUACCCAGCUGUACACCAUCACCUCGUGCGGUCCUGAGGUCACCAACUGCCCCGCUAGCUCCACUGCCAUUAAGACUUCGGUUGUUGCUGUCUCUACGGCUAGCUUCACUGCCCCGGCCCCUGCCGGCUCUGCGCCCGCUGGCUCUGCUCCCGCCGGUACCGCACCCGCUCCCGCUGGAGUCACCCCUGCCCCUGUCCCCGCUGGCUCCGCGCCCGCUGGCUCCGCCCCUGCCGGCCCCGCCUCAUCAGUUGCGGGCCUGACGUCCGCGCCGGCCAACACCCCCGCCGCGGCCACUGGCCCCACCGGCUCGCCCAUGACGACGAUCUCGAUCGAGCAGACGCUGACAGUGCCGUGCACGGCGACGGAGGGCAGCGCGAUCGGCUCCGUCAUCGAGGGCAGCAGCACCGUCUCCGUCCUCUCGACGACCAUCACCGUCCCGCAAGUCGCCUUCACGACCAACGUCGUCACCGUCGGCACCGUCGUCACCACGCAGACGGGCCUCGCCGCCGGCACACCCGCCCCCGUCUCCGCUACCAGCACCGUCGAUGCCCCGGCCUCGACUGGCAUCCUCGGCGCUAGCUCCACUAUCCAGAGCGUCUUUGUCGGCGGCACUCCCCUGCCCACCGGCACGCCUACCCCCACGCCCGCGUUCCCUGUCUACACGGGCGCAGCGGCGGCGGUCAAUGCUAAGAACGUGUUCGGCGCUGCGGCGGCUGGUGGCCUGGCUGCUCUGCUGCUGCUGUAA
This is a messenger RNA of Aplosporella prunicola CBS 121167, 1095 nucleotides long. RefSeq lists its product as uncharacterized. Lineage: Eukaryota; Fungi; Ascomycota; Dothideomycetes; Botryosphaeriales; Aplosporellaceae. The annotation marks the transcript as partial. The record is from RefSeq and is a predicted model, not a curated record. The transcript has a single exon.